UUAUGAAUUUGAUCAUUUAGAAUGUAGUUUUUUUGUGUCCGAAAAUAGAAAACAAAAUGUGUACAUUGCUAAAUUUUGGGAAAACUCUUUCAGUGCCAGAUUGUUUUUAAUUAUGGGCCGAAAGAAUGCAAGGAAAACACAGGCGUUUCAAGGUUGUGUAAAGUUUAAAAAAAAUAUGAAUUCACAGAAUCACUUGCGGUAGGAUCGUUUUCUGAGACUGAAUUCGCCACACACCUUUACUUAUCUUCUCUCUUGCAGAUACUUUCUGAGAACAUCAGUCUGAUCAGAGGCAUUAGGCUAAAAUGCGAUUUUGCCAGCUUCGUUUACUUCACAAGAUUGGACAGCAACUUUGUCACUUCUCAACCAAUCCUUUCAAUCCGAGGGUGUGUGUCAUUGGCAGCGGACCAGCUGGUUUCUACACAGCUAAACAACUUCUUAAAGGUAACCCGAAUCUGCGGGUUGAUAUUGUUGAUAAACUCCCUGUGCCAUUUGGACUUGUCAGAUACGGUGUUGCGCCAGACCAUCCAGAUGUGAAGAAUGUUAUCAACACUUUCACAGAAACUGGUUUGAAUUCAAGAUGCAGUUUUCUUGGCAAUGUGAACGUUGGUACCGAUGUUACAUUAGAGGAACUGAGACAGGCAUAUACUGCUGUGGUCUUUGCAUAUGGUGCUGCUGAGGAUAGAAAACUGGACAUCCCUGGAGCGGAUUUACCUGGUGUCGUCUCUGCCCGACAGUUUGUGGGAUGGUACAAUGGGUUGCCAGAGGAUAAAAGCCUUCAACCAGAUUUGACAUCAUCUGACACAGCUGUGGUAAUCGGCGUAGGCAAUGUGGCUUUGGAUGUUGCAAGAAUCCUACUGACACCACUCUCAAUACUCAAGAAAACAGACAUAACUGAGUAUGCACUGGAAGCUUUAGCUAAGAGCAAGAUAAAGACCAUCCAUAUGGUUGGCAGGAGAGGUCCACUCCAAGUUGCAUUCACUAUCAAAGAGCUGCGCGAGAUGAUCAAAUUGCCAGGCUGUCGGUACAUCUUAGAAAGAAGUGAUUAUGAAGGAUUGGACUCAGUUGUCAAUAGUAUUUCCAGGCCGAGAAAAAGAUUGACUGAAUUGAUGAUCAGUACAGCCACGAAAGAACCAACACCUGAGGAUGCAAAACGACGUGCUGAGGCAGAUAAAGCUUGGUCAUUAAAAUUUCUGCGAAGUCCUUUAGAAUUCCUGCCAAAUCAAAAUAGAGAUCAUGUCGAUGCUGUACGUUUCGGUGUUAAUGAAUUACAGGGUGAUCUCGCUGAAAAGCAAUCUGUCAAGUUGACCAACGCAACUGAAGAUAUAUCUUGUGGGCUGGUCCUAACAAGUAUUGGUUAUAAAAGUGUCCCAAUAGACAGUUCAGUCCCAUUUGAUGAGAAGAACUUUGUUGUGGAGAAUAAAGAAGGGAGAGUGACUGGACUGAAAGAUUGUUACUGUGUUGGUUGGGCAAGACGCGGCCCAGUUGGUGUCAUACUCAGCACCAUGAACGAUGGCUUCCAGUGUGGUCGAAUCGUCCAAGAAGACAUUGAUAAGGGCAUCAUUGUCCCGUCUCCAGAACAUGGAGGGGCAGAUGUCAUUUUACCAUUGCUAAAGAAAAAAGGUGUCCAGGUUGUGACGUUUGACGAUUGGGAAAGAAUUUGUGCUGAGGAGGAAAGGCGUGGGAAAGCUGUUGGAAAACCACGGGACAAGAUUACAGAUGUUAAAGAAAUCCUGGAUAUUACUUCUCGUCAAUAAGGUGGAUGUUUGCUUUAUACUGCUUUAAAGCUACUUGCCCUGUAAGGAUUGAAGUUGGUACUAUCUUGGCUGAAUGGAUCAGAUGUAUAAACUGUGAUGUUAAAAAAAAACAGUUUAGAGUGAAAACUCAAGGGAUUUGUUGGAGCUUAUUUUGUUUAAUGUUAUUUGGAUUUCGUUUUUGUUGAAAAUUAUACAGCAUACACGUGUUUUGGAUAUGACUUCAUCUAUUAAUAGAUGCAGGAAAUUGUGUAAUAUUAACAGUGUAAAGCCACCUUAAGUCUUUGCAGGGUUCUAUCUGCAUGCUGUUGCAUGAAUUCCAGCUUGCUUUUGCUCUUCCAAAUCUUUUCUAAGCAUGCUUCUCCACGUGAGAGUUUUGCAGGAAGACUUUAAGUUGGGGGAGAAAGAGUCACUCGGUCAGUAUCUGACAAGUAUAUGACUGGUUAUUUUAAUCUCUUAGCUUCAAAGCUACCCUUGCCAUGGGUGCUUUGCUCGCUUGCAUGAGUUUGCAUGAGCACUUUACAUCAUCUGCUCAUGUAUUUUUUCAUGAAUGUCGUCCUGAUUGCUUUGUUUGCAUGAAAAUUGACAAAUUGCCUAAAGAUUCAUCAACUCGACUGUCCGAUGGUGCUUUUUGUGUAUACAGAUCAAUUAUGAUUAAUAUAUCAAUAAAAUAAUAUGUGCAUGAAA
Lineus longissimus is the source of this 2438-nucleotide messenger RNA. Its product is annotated as NADPH:adrenodoxin oxidoreductase, mitochondrial-like. Gene Ontology annotation, biological process: ubiquinone biosynthetic process. Lineage: Eukaryota; Metazoa; Nemertea; Pilidiophora; Heteronemertea; Lineidae. The record is from RefSeq and is a predicted model, not a curated record. The transcript is spliced from 12 exons. Gene Ontology annotation, cellular component: mitochondrion. The coding region runs from base 303 to 1754 and encodes 483 amino acids.